Racocetra persica is the source of this 844-nucleotide messenger RNA. Lineage: Eukaryota; Fungi; Glomeromycota; Glomeromycetes; Diversisporales; Gigasporaceae. The record is from the annotation of a GenBank genome assembly.
AUGGGCGAAGAAACCGCCAAGAAUUUAUUAAAAGAAAUGAUUUCUAAUUUUAUCACCCAAAACAAAAAAUAUCCUCAAGGGCUAGACUUAGAAAAUCAAGCCAAAUUUAUCGGCUCGGUGUUUGGCACUAAAUUGGAACAAGGAAAAAAAGAAGAAGUAAUUAAAGAAACCCGCACUGUUUUAAAUGGUCUGGUGGAAGCCAAAGUAAACGAAUUAGCCGCCAAAGAUUACGAUGAGACUAACAAAAGAAGUAAAAACCCUAACACCAUUAAAAAAUUAAGCGGAUUAUAUAACUUAACCAAUGCCACCAUUGAUUAUGAAAAAAGAAAGAAUAGUGAAGGGAAAUUAGUAGAAAAUAUUAAGGAAUUUUUACAAGGGGAUGAGGAUAUCUCUAAGUCAGAAACUUUAAAAAAACUAACCGAAGAAGCCAUAAAAGAGGACACCAUGGAUGGAUAUCGUAAUUUAUUGAAAUCUUUCAGAAAAAGUUAUGAGGAAUUGGUUAAGUUGAAAGGGGGUGAAACAGGAAUGACAAUCUUGGGGUUGGGACUUAGUGCCAUGGGCUACGGGUAUAAAAUGCAUGUUGACCGCAAAACCCUCAAAUUAGAAAAAAAUGACCUAGAACACCAACGCAAACAUUUAAUAAAUGAGGCAAGAAUUAAAGGGUUGGAAAGUGAUUUAUCACUUGUUAAGGCUUUUAAUAAAGACUUACAGAAAAAAAACGGAAGUGAACAAAAACAGAUUGACCAAUUGAAAGAGCGAUUAGAAAAACAAGCUGAAAAAUUAGAAAAAAGUCAAAAAACUAAUCGCAUUACCACCAUUACUAGUGUUUGCACAGUGGUUUUAG